Suricata suricatta (meerkat) is the source of this 963-nucleotide messenger RNA. Its product is annotated as olfactory receptor 52H1-like. Gene Ontology annotation, molecular function: olfactory receptor activity; G protein-coupled receptor activity. Gene Ontology annotation, cellular component: membrane. Gene Ontology annotation, biological process: G protein-coupled receptor signaling pathway. The transcript has 2 exons. The coding region runs from base 1 to 963 and encodes 320 amino acids. Lineage: Eukaryota; Metazoa; Chordata; Mammalia; Carnivora; Herpestidae. The record is from RefSeq and is a predicted model, not a curated record.
AUGUACAACCUGAGUAGCUACGACACAGGUGACUUCACCCUUUUGGGCAUCCCUGGCCUCGAGCAGUACCACGUCUGGAUCAGCUUCCCCUUCUGCUUUAUCUAUCUCGUGGCCAUUGUGGGCAAUAGUAUCCUUCUCUACCUCAUCGCUGUGGAGCAUAGCCUUCAUGCACCCAUGUUCUUUUUCCUUUCCAUGCUGGCCAUGGCAGACCUGAUACUGUCUACCACCUGUGUCCCCAAAAGCCUUACCAUCUUCUGGCUUGGCCCCCAGAAAAUCAGUUUUCCUGGUUGUCUGGCCCAUUUUCCUGGUUGUCUGGCCCAGUUAUUCUUUCUGCACUACAGCUUUGUGCUGGACUCGGCUAUACUCCUGGCCAUGGCAUUUGACCGCUACGUGGCCAUCUGCUCUCCCCUGAGAUACACCACUAUUCUGACCCCCAGGACCAUUGUCAAAAUUAUUGUGGGAAUCUCCUUCAGAAGUUUCUGUGUUAUUGUGCCAUGUGUUUUCCUUGCAAAUCGUCUACCCUUCUGCAGGACCCACAUCAUACCGCACACAUACUGUGAGCACAUAGGUGUGGCCCGGCUCGCCUGUGCUGACAUCUCCAUCAACAUCUGGUAUGGCUUUUGUGUCCCCAUCAUGACGGUGAUUUCAGAUGUGAUCCUAAUUGCUGUCUCCUACAUUCUGAUCCUCUGUGCCGUCUUCCGCCUCCCCUCCCGGGACGCCUGCCUCAAGGCCCUUGGCACGUGUGGUUCCCACGUCUGUGUCAUCCUCAUGUUCUAUAUCCCAGCAUUCUUCUCCAUCCUUGCCCAUCGCUUUGGGCAUAAUGUCCCUCGUACCUUUCACAUCAUCUUAGCCAACCUCUAUGUAGUCAUCCCACCUGCCCUCAAUCCUGUUGUCUAUGGAGUAAAGACCAAGCAGAUCCGGGACAAAGUCAUCUGUCUGCUCUUUCCCCAGAGGUCCCAGUGA